GUCGGUGCUGGGUUUAUUACCGUCUGCAUCGUCACCGGUUUCGGCUUUUCGGCUAUGCGGAGAAAACUGAAUGCGCUGUUGACAGCGGAAACAGCGGACAAAGCUGCCGUGGAAGCUGUGCUGAAAGAUCAUGCAGCGCUCGGCUGCGACAUACAGAUACUGAAUCAGCGGAUGGCGGUAUUCUUCCUCUGUUUCUACGCGCAAAUUAUUAUGCUAUACAUGUGGGUAAUCAACAGUCUGAAUAAGAACUCGGCCGAAAGUAUGCCGCCCUGGCUGAUAUUCCAGGCCUUCUUGGUCGUCUCUGUUACCGCCGCGGCGAUUUUUGUCGCAGAACAGGCGGACAUUUCCGACGAACUGCAGAUACUGAUCGAUAACGAAGGAGACGAAACCAAUAAAAAGGAUUCAUUUAUUCGGCUAUAUGGCAUCGCCAGUCAGCCCACGGUGUUCAGUGUCGCUAAUAUGAUCACCAUUGACCGGGGGUUCGUAGCCAGCAUAAUCGGACUGUUCAUCAGUUAUGGAAUCCUGGCCAGCGAGCUCGGAGACAACCUUACCAAUGGUGGCAGCAGCUUAGCGGACGCAAUGAAACUGGAAUUCUCCAAAUUGAACUGCUCUUACUGGGCUGCUCAAUGCCAGCUGUAGUAGUUCAGACAUUCUUUAUUCAUAAUUCAUACGCAAUAA
Paramacrobiotus metropolitanus is the source of this 678-nucleotide messenger RNA. RefSeq lists its product as uncharacterized. Lineage: Eukaryota; Metazoa; Tardigrada; Eutardigrada; Parachela; Macrobiotidae. The coding region runs from base 55 to 639 and encodes 194 amino acids. The transcript is spliced from 4 exons. The record is from RefSeq and is a predicted model, not a curated record.